ACUGUUUGUAGAUAUUAUCUAUAUCUGUACUAUAAAUUACUAGUUUGCCAGUGUAGAAUAUAGAAUUAAUUUAAAGAGGCACAAAGCUACACUUUGCUUUCUCAGUUUAUCUUUUCCCUCUUGUUUAUCUUGUCCUUCUAUUAAUUUUUUUGUACUUUAAAGUUUGCAGACAUGAGUGAAAUGAGACCGCUUGGACAAAAUCACAAUCAACAUCAUUCACAAUGAGUCAUGACUUUUUAAUACUUGGAUACUUGGUGACAAAGAUAAGAAUGAAGUUCAAUGAACUUAAUGUGGAUAAAGUAUAUGACAGUGUAGGCUACUCUACUCUAAACUAAAAUACUAACUAAAAUAAAUUCACUACAGUGAAGACAUUUCUUUAAUCUAGCUGUAUAUGUAUCUGUAUUAUAUUCUUAAAACACACUCAUUAUCUUUAAAUGGUAUUUGUUGUAUUUAUGUUAUAUUUACGUCUUUAUUAUACAAGAGACACUGACAUUCCCUAUAAAUAUGGUCAAAUUCUGCUUUAACACAAAUAAUGAUAAUCAAGUUUAAAAUUGAAAAAGAGCUGUCAGGCUACGUUUUUUUUUUUUUAAUUAAAUUUUUAGGUCGGUUUCCUGUUUCAAACAAUACCUAAGUUAACAUCACUAAAUGCCGAAAUAUGAGUUCUGCAACAAAACCAGUAAAAGACAUCAGAGAGGCCAAAUCCUGAUAUGACAAUAUCCUAAAUAUAAGGCCAUAUAUUGUCUCUAUUGAUGUAUCAAUAUAUAUCUAUUUAAAGAGAUAGAUAAGAUGGGUAUAAUAUUUUACACAACACAGGAUAUUCAUAAGCAGUCAGAAAACCCAUGUUGCUCGACAUUCUCAUAUCUCUAAAGAUGUUAAAAGUUGAUGGUAGAAGUGAGGAAGUGUUAAAACUGUAAAACAAGCCAUGCUGGUGUGAGUCUGUUUCUCCAGUUUAAAUGAAGCCUGACAGUGCAGGUCCUGAUGUGGCACAUGUCUUUUUGCCCAGGUUUGGGGGGGUCUGGACCUUUGUUGUGUUGCCUCUUAAUGUUCUUUGAUAAAGUAAUUUUCAAAGCAGGACAGGAUCCUCUUCCGAACUCUAAUGCGAUUACUGCACCUCAGAGUCACAUAGAGAGGAAGCAGCGGUCCUCCAAGCAGCAGAGGCAACAAUGAUGCGACCAGGAGCCAAGCAGUAUGUGGUGGCCAGGCCCAUCUACUCUGAGGAGUCCUUCAGCGAGGAGCAUGAGAAGGUCUACAGGCCCCGCAAGACCAUCCUGAACCACCUCGAGCAGUUCUUCACGUGUGAUGCCAGGCGUGCCAAGAAUGCAGCGCUCUCUCUCCUGCCCAUCAUUGGCUGGAUGAAAAUCUACAGAGUCAAAGAGUGGCUGCUCAGUGACAUCGUGUCGGGGGUCAGCACCGGACUGGUCGCUGUGCUGCAGGGUCUGGCCUACUGUCUGCUGGCCUCCCUGCCACCAUGGUACGGACUCUUCUCUGCGUUCUUCCCUGUCAUCAUUUACUUCUUCCUUGGCACUUCCAGGCACAUUUCAGUGGGUCCGUUCCCUGUCCUGUGUCUGAUGAUCGGGUCAGUGGUCACCAGGCUGGUCCCAGACGAGGGUCCACCCCUCAACAUCACAGGAUUUGAAGGCCUGACGAGGGACGAGCAGCGAGUGUUGGUGGCUUCAUCUGUGACCUUCCUCGCUGGACUCAUGCAGCUGGCGAUGGGCGUACUGCAGGUGGGCUUUGUUGUCAUGUACCUGUCUGACACUCUAGUGUCCGGUUUCACCACGGCAGCUGCCAUCCACAUCCUGGUGUCACAGCUCAAGUUUGUGCUCGGGCUACAAGUCCCAGGCAUCAGUGGCCCUCUCUCCAUCAUAUAUACCCUGGAGAUCAUCUUCAAUAAGAUCACCUCCACCAAUGUGUGUGAUGUGGUCAUCUCUUUGGUCAUCAUGGUGGUGGUGUUCGUCGUAAAGGAGAUAAACGACCGAUUCAAAUCCAAGCUGCCAGUGCCCAUCCCCAUAGAGGUCAUCAUGACUGUUAUUGCAUGCGGACUCUCCUAUGGCUUUGACUUCAAGACGAAAUAUGGCAUUGAUGUUGUUGGAUAUAUCCCAAAAGGGUACGAGCCUCCAAUGGCUCCAAACCUGCACAUCUUCCAGGAGUCAGCAGUGGAAGCGUUCCCUAUGGCUAUCGUGGGUUUUGCUGUGGCCUUCUCUGUGGCAAAAGUCUACUCUGUGAAACAUGAUUACACCAUAGAUGGAAAUCAGGAGCUGAUAGCAUUUGGAGUUAGUAACAUCUUUGGAGCGUCCUUCAAGUCUUUUGCUGCGAGUACAGCUCUGUCCAGGAGCGCAGUGCAGGAAAGCACAGGCGGCAAGACUCAGGUGGCUGGCUUACUGUCAGCUUUGAUAGUGAUGAUCGUUACAUUGGCCAUUGGAUUCUUACUCGACCCACUCCCUAAGUCUGUGCUGGGUGCCGUGGUCAUCGUCAACCUGAAAGGCAUGCUAAUGCAGGUUAGAGAGAUCCCUUACCUGUGGAGGAGGGACAAACCAGACUGUGUGGUUUGGAUCGGGACCUGUGUUGCAGCCAUACUACUGGGGCUGGAUCUUGGAUUGGCUGUAGGCCUCGGUGUGGAGCUGCUCAGUGUGGUCCUCCGGGUUCAAUUUCCUCGCUGCAGCGUGCUGGCCAACAUCAAGGAAACAGAUAUCUACAAAGACAGAAAGGAUUAUAUUGAUAUAUACGAGCCAGAAGGAGUGAAGAUCUUCAGGAUUCCGUCGCCAAUCUUCUUCGCCAACAUUGAGUUCUUUAGGAACAAGCUAGUGGAAGCUGUUGGAUUUAACCCACUGCGAGUGCUGAGGAAGAGAAAUAAAGCACUCAGAGUGAUCCGGAAGCUUUUGAAAAAAGGUGACCUGCAGUGGACCUCAACAGGCUUCUUGAAUACCUCUUGUGGACCAAUAAAAGAAUCAGAGGAUGAGAGCAGCAUGGAGGAGCUGGACCUGCCCACUGACUUCAAGGACCUUCCUGCCCGGAUCAACUGGAAUGCCGACCUUCCAGCCAACAUAUAUGUUCCGAGAGUGGACCUCCACAGCCUCAUCCUGGACUUUGCUGGUGUUUCCUUCCUGGACAUCUCUGCUCUGAAGGGGCUCAAAAAUUUACUGAAAGAGCUGAUCCGGGUUGAGGUGGACAUUUACAUUGUGGCUUGUGAUGUUUACAUCCUGGAGAAACUGCACGAGUGUUGCUUCUUUGAUGAUGAAGUUCAGCCAACCAUGUUCUUCCUGACUCUGCAUGAUGCCAUGCUGCACAUCCUCACGAAACAUCCGGAGAUGACACAAAUGAAGUCCGACUAUGAAAAGAUUACAACAACAGUCACAGUCCACUACCCUGGAGGCAGUUUGUGGAGCAGAGAUGGAAACCCGACUUCACAUCCAGAAACCAGGUUCUAACGUCUGGAUUAGAAGACGGCGACUGCUGGAAGAAAACAUUAAAACAACCAAAGACGUCUUUGUUCAUCUGACAAUCAAACAAGGUUUAAACAGUAUAUAUUAUACACUGUAAUGUAAAGAAACACAUGAUGCUGUUGCUGUAAAUAGUGAAUUUGUAGAAAUGUGAGGUGCAGGAUGUAUUUUCAUGAUAAUGAAUUAACUGAAUUGUCUUUUUUUUUGACAAAAUGUUUGCAAAGUUAUGUUGUAUGUGUAUGUACAUAUAUACUUAAAGUAUGCUUUACUGUAUUUUCAUCACUGUAUACCAUGUAUUCAAUAACACCCAACAGCCUUGUAUACUGUAGUGCAGUGGUUCUCACUUUUUAUAAGUACCACCAGAGAAAAUAUUGAGCUAAAGAUUAAAAUACUAGUGUAAAUAGGCCGAGUAGAGUUUUCUACAGACUUUUCACAGGAGGCAGAUUUAUUCCCAAUAAGAUCAUUUGCUCUCUCAUCAUCCUUCUCUUCAGACACUGAUAUAUCCAAACUAUGUUAAGAGAAGGUGACUCUAAUUAUUAUUUGAUUUGAUUUGUCAUUUGUUUCAUUUUCUAAGCUCUCAGGUCAAAAAUCCUUAGCCUCAGCUCCACUAUGAUGGUAUAUACAGUAGAACAGUAUUUCUUAUUUUCCUCCAAGUACCACCAGAGGAAACUAUGGAUGUAGUGUUUUUAUGAAAUAUUGGAGAUAUAUGUAUACAGUAUGCAGGUGUUAUCUCUGGUAUUUUUGAAUGAAUGUGCUUUUUUUUACCAGUUGUGAAUGUAUGUGUUAAGUAUAGUGUUUUGUUUCUUCAGGCAUUUUGAUAUUUCUAUAAUGUGAUCUAAAAGAGGGCCUAAGGGUCAGAAUGUCACAAGAAAAUAAAAGACAAUUGUAUCUGGA
Molecule: messenger RNA, 4334 nt
Organism: Solea senegalensis (Senegalese sole)
Lineage: Eukaryota; Metazoa; Chordata; Actinopteri; Pleuronectiformes; Soleidae
Product: chloride anion exchanger-like
Exons: 20
Coding region: 1164-3428 (754 amino acids)
Biological process (GO): transmembrane transport
Cellular component (GO): membrane
Molecular function (GO): chloride transmembrane transporter activity; bicarbonate transmembrane transporter activity; sulfate transmembrane transporter activity
Source: RefSeq, a predicted model, not a curated record